AUGUCGUACGACAAGAAAUUCGAUGCUUCACUUGACCUCCUCAGGCGCUUGAAUCCACAAAAGGUCUCCGCGCACUUGAAUGACAUCUGUACCAUAGUCAAUGACGAGGAGCUCACGCAAGACCUCUUGUCGUCGGUUGAUGUCCCAUUAGAAUCACGUACUUGUCCUGAUACUGGUAAGGAAUUUCUCUGCUGCGAUUAUAAUCGUGAUGGAGACCUGUAUAGAUCACCAUGGCUGAAUAAAUACGUGCCAGCACCAUCAGUCAACGAAGACGACCCACCCCCAUUCCCAUCUGAUUCCCUUAGACAGCUUGAGACUAAGGCCAACGAAAGUUUCGAUAUAUACCGUGAUCUCUACUAUGAGGGAAGUGGGAUCCUGUCUGUUUACCUCUGGGAUACAGAGGAUGAGGAAACCUUGGACUCCUUUGCUGGUGUGGUGCUCCUCAAAAAACAAACUGACGAUAAGUCAGGAAGCUGGGACAGUAUCCACGUCUUUGAGGUUAUAGCUGAAGGAAGCGGAUCAGCACUCUAUAAAGUGACCUCGUCGGUCAUUUUAGAUUUGUCUAAAACCAAUUUGAACCUCUCAGGUCUGCUCACAAGACAGCUUGAACAAUCGCUGGCGUUUGGCUCUGUAAACUUGGAAACCUCUCAUUUGGUCAACUUGGGUACGCUCAUCGAGAAGAGUGAAUACAACUUAAGAAAUUUGCUUCAGGAUGUUUACUUUGAUAAAUUGAAGGAUAUUGUGAUGAAGGACUUAAGGUCAGAUGUGUCCAGUCAAAGAGAAGACGACGAAAGACAAAGCGAGGUCAUCAAGAGUUUAAAAGAGUUAUAA
This is a messenger RNA of Dujonia railenensis, 831 nucleotides long. The record is from the annotation of a GenBank genome assembly. Lineage: Eukaryota; Fungi; Ascomycota; Pichiomycetes; Serinales; Debaryomycetaceae.